CCCUCCCGCCGCCACUCCGGCGGCUCCUCCGAGCAGCGCCGCGGCUCCGGCUGCCGGGGCCGCCGGUGCGGGGGAUGCGGGGCGGGCGGCGGCGGCUCGGCGGCCCCGGGGGGGGCAGGUGAAGCCCGCGGAAGGAUGCCCGGCGUCGCCGCCAUCCUCCUCCUGCUGCAGCUCCUGCCCAAGGCGGAGGGACAGGGCUUCGCAGGUGGAUGUUCAUUUGAUGAGCACUAUAGUAAUUGUGGUUAUAGUGUGGCCUUGGGAACCAAUGGAUUUACCUGGGAGCAGAUCAAUACCUGGGAAAAGCCAACAAUGGAUCCUGCUGUCCCAACUGGCUCCUUCAUGAUGGUGAACAGCUCUGGGCGGGCAUCUGGGCAGAAAGCUCACUUGCUUCUGCCUACAUUGAAGGAAAAUGACACACAUUGCAUCGACUUCCACUAUUACUUAUCCAGCAGAGACCGUUCGAGUCCUGGCUCUCUGAAUGUCUACGUGAAAGUGAACGGAGGACCACAGGGCAAUCCCAUAUGGAAUGUCUCGGGGGUUGUUACAGAAGGAUGGGUGAAGGCAGAACUUGCCAUCAGUACAUUCUGGCCACAUUUUUAUCAGGUGAUAUUUGAAUCUGUCUCUUUGAAAGGACAUCCAGGGUACAUAGCUGUGGAUGAAGUCAGAGUUCUUGCCCAUCCAUGCAGAAAAGCACCGCAUUUCCUACGGCUGCAGAACGUGGAGGUUAACGUGGGGCAGAACGCGACGUUCCAGUGCAUUGCUGGGGGGAAGUGGUCACAGCAUGACAAACUCUGGCUCCAGCAGUGGAAUGGACGGGACACAGCAUUAAUGGUCACUCGAGUCGUCAACCAUAGACGUUUUUCUGCUACUGUCAGUGUUGCUGACACCUCUCAACGCAGUAUCAGCAAGUACCGAUGUGUCAUUCGUUCAGAUGGUGGAUCUGGAGUUUCAAAUUAUGCAGAAUUAAUAGUGAAAGAACCCCCAACUCCUAUUGCCCCUCCUGAGCUGCUGGCGGUCGGAGCCACCUACCUGUGGAUCAAACCCAACGCCAACUCCAUCAUUGGAGAUGGGCCCAUCAUACUGAAAGAGGUGGAAUAUCGGACGACCACUGGGAACUGGGCAGAAACGCACAUUGUAGAUUCCCCUAAUUACAAACUGUGGCAUUUGGACCCUGAUGUGGAGUAUGAGAUCAGAGUGCUGCUGACUCGCCCUGGAGAAGGAGGCACGGGGCCACCUGGGCCACCACUCACAACAAGGACAAAAUGUGCAGAUCCUGUCCACGGACCACAGAAUGUGGAAGUUGUCGACAUCCGUUCCCGGCAGCUGACGUUGCAGUGGGAGCCCUUUGGUUACGCCGUGACCCGCUGCCACAGCUACAAUCUGACAGUCCAGUACCAGUAUGUUUUUAACCAGCAGAAAUUCGAGGCAGAGGAACUCAUCCAGACUUCUUCCCACUACACUUUGCGAGGUCUUCGGCCCUUCAUGACCAUCAGGCUGAGGCUGGCCCUCUCUAACCCAGAGGGCAAAAUGGAGAGUGAGGAGUUGGUUGUGCAGACUGAGGAGGACGUUCCUGGACCUGUUCCCUUGGAAUCCAUCCAGGGAGGACCUUUUGAAGAGAAGAUCUAUGUUCAGUGGAAGCCUCCAAAUGAGACAAAUGGCAUCAUUACACUCUAUGAGAUUACAUACAAGGCCGUUGGGUCUCUGGAUCCCAGUGCUGACCUGUCCAGCCAAAGAGGGAAAGUCUUCAAGCUAAGGAAUGAAACACAUCACCUCUUUGUAGGAUUAUACCCAGGGACUACGUAUUCAUUCACCAUCAAAGCCAGCACAGUCAAGGGCUUUGGGCCACCCAUCACAACACGGAUUGCAACUAAGAUUUCAGCGCCAUCGAUGCCAGAAUACGACACCGACUCCCCCUUGAACGAGACUGACACCACCAUCACCGUUAUGCUGAAGCCUGCUCAGUCCCGGGGAGCCCCUGUCAGUGUCUACCAGCUGGUUGUCAAGGAGGAGAAGCUGCAGAAAGCCCGGAGAGCUGCGGACAUCAUUGAAUGCUUCUCUGUCCCCGUCAGCUACAAGAACGCUUCCAGUCUGGACUCCCCGCACUACUUUGCAGCCGAGCUGAAGCCCAUCAACCUGCCCGUCACGCAGCCAUUCACGGUGGGCGACAACAAGACCUACAAUGGCUACUGGAACGCCCCGCUUUCUCCCCUGAAGAGCUACAGCAUAUACUUCCAGGCUCUAAGCAAGGCAAAUGGAGAAACAAAAAUCAACUGUGUCCGGCUGGCAACAAAAGGAGCUUCCACCCAGAAUUCCAAUGCAGUGGAACCUGAAAAGCAAGUGGACAGCACAGUGAAAAUGGCUGGAGUUAUAGCUGGGCUUCUGAUGUUUGUUAUCAUCCUCUUAGGAGCAAUGCUUACCAUCAAGAGAAGAAGAAAUGCAUACUCCUACUCCUAUUACUUGCAUUCAAGCCAAUGUUUUAGGGGCCUCUCUGUCUUCUACAGGACCAGGAAGCUAGCCAAGAAGCAGAAGGAGACUCAGACCAGCACACAGAGGGAGAUGGGUCCCGUGGCUGCUUCAGACAAGACCUCUGCCAAACUCAGUGCUGUUCACAAUGAAGAAGCUUUCUCUUCCAGCUGCCAAGAUGUUAAUGGAUUCAGAUGCCGAGGUGUUGGAGCAUCACCCUCUCCUUGUUCAUUUUCUGUCCAAAGCAAAACCCUUCAGAGCAAAUCUUUGUUGAAUUCCUACUACUCAGUAUCAUCAGACACUGUUCCAUCGACCACGCUGUUAGGUAAGAAGCCAGACAGUAGCCAUGGAGAGAUGACCCAGCCAACCCUGACUAUCCAGACCCACCCGUACCGGAGCUGCGAGCCGGUGGAAAUGUCCUACCCCCGGGGGCAGUUCCAGCCAGCCAUCCGAGUGGCCGACUUGCUGCAGCACAUCACCCAGAUGAAGCGAGGACAGGGCUAUGGAUUUAAAGAGGAGUAUGAGGCACUACCCGAGGGGCAGACGGCAUCCUGGGACACAGCCAAGGAAGACGAAAACCGCAAUAAGAACAGAUACGGAAAUAUAAUCUCCUAUGAUCAUUCAAGGGUGAGAUUGCAACUGCUGGAUGGGGACCCUCACUCUGACUACAUCAACGCCAAUUACAUCGACGGGUACCACCGGCCUCGUCAUUACAUUGCAACUCAAGGGCCGAUGCAAGAGACAGUGAAGGAUUUCUGGAGAAUGAUUUGGCAAGAAAACUCUGCAAGCGUUGUCAUGGUCACCAACUUGGUGGAAGUGGGCAGGGUGAAAUGUGUUCGGUACUGGCCAGAUGACACAGAGGUCUAUGGCGAUAUUAAAGUCACACUAAUUGAGACAGAACCACUGGCAGAGUAUGUCAUACGCACAUUUACUGUACAAAAGAAAGGCUACCAUGAGAUCCGAGAGAUUCGGCAGUUCCACUUCACCAGCUGGCCAGACCACGGGGUUCCUUGCUAUGCCACGGGCCUCUUAGGCUUUGUUCGGCAAGUGAAGUUUCUCAACCCCCCAGAAGCAGGACCUAUUGUUGUGCACUGCAGUGCCGGGGCUGGGAGAACAGGGUGCUUUAUUGCCAUCGACAUCAUGCUUGACAUGGCAGAGAACGAAGGCGUGGUAGAUAUAUUUAACUGCGUGCGAGAGCUGCGCUCCCAAAGGGUCAAUUUGGUGCAGACGGAGGAGCAGUAUGUAUUUGUCCACGAUGCCAUUUUGGAGGCAUGUCUCUGUGGCAACACGGCCAUUCCAGUUUGUGAGUUCAGAUCCAUAUAUUACAACAUCAGCAGACUAGAUCCACAGACUAACUCCAGCCAGAUAAAAGAUGAGUUUCAGACUCUCAAUAUUGUGACACCGCGUGUUCGGCCAGAAGAUUGCAGCAUCGGGCUUCUGCCAAGGAACCACGACAAGAAUCGCUGCAUGGAUGUGUUGCCCUUGGACCGGUGCCUGCCUUUCCUCAUCUCGGUGGAUGGCGAGUCAAGUAACUACAUCAAUGCUGCACUCAUGGAUAGCCACAAGCAACCUGCUGCCUUUAUUGUAACCCAGCACCCUUUGCCCAACACCGUAGCAGACUUCUGGAGGCUGGUGUUUGAUUAUAACUGCUCCUCCGUCGUGAUGCUGAAUGAGAUGGAUGCAGCACAGCUCUGCAUGCAGUACUGGCCAGAGAAGACGUCCUGUUGUUAUGGCCCAAUUCAAGUAGAGUUUGUUUCAGCAGACAUCGAUGAAGACAUCAUCAACCGGAUAUUCCGGAUCUGCAACAUGGCCAGGCCCCAAGAUGGAUAUCGCAUCGUUCAGCACUUGCAAUACAUUGGCUGGCCAGCAUACAGGGACACCCCUCCUUCCAAACGCUCCCUCCUGAAGGUGGUCAGAAGGUUGGAGAAGUGGCAGGAGCAGUACGAUGGGCGAGACGGCCGCACUGUUGUCCACUGCCUGAACGGUGGGGGACGUAGUGGCACCUUCUGUGCCAUCUGCAGUGUGUGUGAGAUGAUUCAACAGCAAAAUAUCAUCGACGUGUUCCACAUAGUGAAAACGUUAAGGAAUAACAAAUCCAACAUGGUGGAGUCACUGGAACAGUAUAAAUUUGUAUACGAGGUUGCACUGGAAUACUUGAGUUCCUUUUAGCCCAGCGAAGGGAGGGGAGCCUCCGACAUGGCAGACCCCAACCCCUGGCAGACGCUUCUCCCCUCUCCCACGUUAGAAGGCAGUAACAGGUGUGGGAAGGAAAACCUCUCCUUCCCGGAGCAAGAGACUGGGACUGCACAGACCUCGCUGGAAGGAGGAGAUGAUGCCUGUGUUUGCUGCUGCCUGCUUUCUAUUGGAGCAUCUACCGCUUCUUAAAUAACCUACUGUACAAAUUAGCAAAAUGGGAGACAGACUGAAAGACUGGACUUUCUAAUCCCCUCUGACUUCUCUCCUCUUUGGGAUUGUAUUUUUGCUCUCCUUGCCGCAGAGUGGGGAAAGAAUGAAACCCUUAGGAAAUUCUCUUUUAAAUGUUUCCUUUUUAAGUUAUAUUUUUAUUUUUGAAUCUCAGUCUUUAAUUUUUGAACUUCAUGCAGCAGUCAUUUGGGAAAAAUGAGAUAGCCAUAGGGGAUCUAUGACAUGUUUCAUUACAAUUUGCCUACCUUACCUGUGUUCAUUUUAUUUUCCAAAUGAAAAGGCCAACACCAAAAACCACUGGAAUUAUAUUUCUGUAUCUGGUUCCUUUCAGCAUGAAAAUAGAUGAUGGAGAUGAGAAAUUGUUCAUGGAUUCACUGCCUCGGCUUCUACAUGUUUCCUCCCAGUUUCUGCUAGACUCCCAAGGCUGUGUGCAUGAACUGGUUACAUCUCUACUCCGUGUUCAUUUCAGCGCUGGUGAAGCAAUGGCAUUAAUGAGUUUCCCAGCCACUUAAACCCUAAGGUUAAAUAUUUGCAUCAAACAAAUUGCAUUUGUCUUGCAACUUUGGUAACUUUGUUACCAUAUUUUUCAAGUAUUUGCUGGGGUGCAGUGUGUCUUUGAAAAACAGGGUAUAAAGUAGGUGUUACCGAUCAUAUACUAUGUAUUAUUAUUUUUUUAUUUAUUAUUUGUAUUGCUGUGGAACUUAGGACCCCUAGUCCUGACAGGACCCUGCUGAACUAGGCACUGUGCAAAGAGAGAACAAAGAAGGUUCCUGCUCAAGAACUUAGAAUCUGAAGGUAAUCUUAAAAUUGGGUUUCAUCAAGGUUUCCUCACUGUUUCCAAACUGUUCUACAAUCAGAUGUAGCCGAGUGAUUUAUUCACAUUUCCAGCUCCUGUGUAUUUCAAAAUGGUAACCCAUCCAGGCUGUAGGAAAGGUGAUGUACAUACACAGAAACCUGUUCUGACGUGCUCAGAAAAGUCUUUGACCAGCACAGCAACUUUCCAUCUUAAGCAACACAGCUUUUGUUUUGUUCUGCAGAAAUGCCUGUGCAGCUCUACUGCCUUGAAACAAACAUCAGAUGUGUUUUGCCCUGGUUCUGGAUCUCAUUCUGACUUCCUAGAAGCUAAGAAAUUACUUUUCUAGAAGAGUAUGCUUAAAUAGUUAAUCACUAAGGUCUGCAGGAUAAUCUUGGAGAAUUUUAAAUGAACAAGGACUGCAACAUUCAGUAUUUCAGUUUAGCUAUUUAUUUAUCUUGAGGGUGCAGGGAUACUGGGUUACUCUGUGUGUAAAUUAGAUUCUGGGAGAUGCAGGUUUCUUCAAAUACAGACUUGUUAAAAGCUAGACUGAAUGUAAGAGUUUAAGGAAAACUCUGCCACUUUGUAGUUUUCUACCCCUAAGUGAAUACUCAGAGACUGUGCUGGGAACUCUGUUGUGUUAAUGCAUGGCACAGAGAAUGCCAGAAGCUCAAAAAAAUUUACUAAUCCCACAUGCAAAUUGAAAAGGCACCUCUGCUUCAUAGACAUUCGUUUAUAAAAAAUUAUACCUUUGACUUGACAAUGAAAUAUGAAAAUUAAAUCUGAUAAAAGCAACUUGAUGUAAAUAGACCAGUAUCUAACCAAAAAGUUAUCUCUGUCAGGACCUGCAGCAGUCUUAAGAAAGGAUGCUUGGUAUUUGCAAAUGGAACAGCAAUAACACUUCUUCCUGCUCAGCAGAAGAGGGGCUUGCAGAGGAUGCUGAACUGUUUAGCUCAUGUUUUUUCCAAGAAGCUUUGGAUUCUUGGCUUCUUCCAAGUGAAAAUCUUGAAGGUCUUAAAUGUGGUGGACUACAGCAUCCCUUGAUGUAGCUAGAGUGCCACAAAGAAUUGAAGAGAACCCCCUCACAGGUUCCUCUGCUCUGUUUCAGGUUGGUCUUCCCUGUUGCCUGCAGAAAUCCCCUUUAGUUCAUAAUGGUGCUUGUCUGUCACACCAAGUGAAUGUCUGGUGUUACAGGAAACAAAUUGCUUGUUUGAUUUACUUUUUUUUUCUUUAUUUUUUAUUUUUUUCUGCUAAGCUACACAAGCAAUUCCGCAAAAGAAUCCGACAAAGCAAAAUUGUGACAUAAAUAUUAGAAGGAAGGCAAAAUGCAACUGUUUGGAUUUCAGACAUAAUUGCUGUAACAACAGCUUGCUGUAGCAGCAUAGGUCAGUAGUUUGGGGCCAGUUGCAAAGAAGAGGAAGAAGGAGGGAAUCUUGAUCCCAAGAUGGGAUUUUACAACUGCCCAGGUUGAAAGAAGGUAAGGAGAAACUACCAGUGAAAUGUUCAUGACUUCACCAGCUCCAGAAAGCCAGAGAGAAUCACUCCCUGUAGAAGCUUUAGAAAUAUUAAUUAAAAACAUUCUGUUAAUUUUAUGUGGAAACUAGCAUACCUAUAGCUACUGAAAGACUAGUUCAAGCUCUGAGGUUAAUACCCAGGAAAAAGGGAAUAGAGAGGUAGAAGAAAUGGCAAUAUAACCAAAAAAUUAAGUGUCAGAGGUGAUUCCAGGCUUAACAAUAGCAUAGAGGAAAGUAGAUUUAAAAGCCAGAAGUAAGCCUAGAGGAGGGAUGUAUGCAUGGAGAGAAGCAGGUGUUAGAUGAGCAGAGCAGAAUAGCUCUUGCAGUGAAGUUGUUUAAGGUCUUGAGGUAGGUUUGAAUGUAUUUUCAUGGUAUAAAAAAUAUUAGUACAGGGUCAGUGGCAAGUACCAGCUGAUGUGUUCCAUGUGCUUGUAGCCCUCUGAGAAUGCAAAGUGAUGUUAGCAGUGAAAGGUGUUUAAGCUACACUUUACCUUGUAUUUGCAAGAAACAAGUUUGAUGCAAAUGUUGUUGGUUUGCACAGCUGAACUGUUAGUCACAACUGAUUAUGUGCCAGCUCAGUUCAGUGUUUCAGCUUUCUUCUAAUGUUCAGCUGACAACCAGCGUGGAAGGAUGCUCAGCAAACACUACAGGUGGUUCUGCUUAUGGACCCAAACUGUUAUCAGCACACAGUUGCAUUGCUUUCAGGGAACUGACCUGGGUCUCUGGUGGCUCAGGGAUUUACACUGUUCUGUGCUACUCAAUGCAUAUAUGUUGAAUGUAAAUUAAUGAUGAAGAAAAAGAAAAGAAGGCCACUUUAAAUAACCUUGGUAUCCUAAGGUUCUUUAAACCAUAGAGAACAACCAGUAGCAAAAUAGGUAAUGUGUUUGAAGCAAGAUCAUGGGCGUUGGGUUUGUUUUCACUGGGAAAGAGAAAUGAUGAGGUAAAGGAGGCUUUCUCACUCCUGAAAGGGUUAACAGUCAGGGACAAACUUUCCAACCGCAGUAUUACUUGUUGUGGUUGGGGAGCAGUAAUAUAAGGUAGAAAAGGUGAAUUCCUCAAUGACUGAAUUUUAGGCUGGGAAAACAUGAUUUUGACAAUAUUUGAAAGGUGGUAAGGAAAACAUUUAUUCCCAUUCCAACAUCCUGGCAGAGUUGGGUGAGAAUUGUUUAUUGAUAGCAUAGUAUGGAUCUGUAGUGUAAUCUGAUAUUCAGGGAACUAGAAAUAAGUCAGUAAGGCUGGGGGUAUGGGGACUAUCUCAUACACAGCACAGAGUAACCAACAUCUUAAAUUGUUACGGGAUAUAACUAAAGCAAGAGAUAUUGAGGCUGGCUGCUGGAGAAAGGAGGCCCUGAGUUGUUGCAGAAAAGGGACAGAGAGACUAAACACCCUGCAAGGUACAGUAGGUUUUGAAAUUUUUUUUUUUUAUUAUUUUUUUCAAAAUUAAGAUCUCUGCAGGAGCUGCAUCCUUUGCAGGCACCUCCCCAGCCCCCCAAAAAGGCUGUAAAGAAUAAGUUAUUUGAGGACCUGUAAGUAGACCUGAGGUACUUGUUUAUUAAUGUGAAGAAAACAGACCAUGGAUGGGAGCAUAGUGUCCGUGUGAAGGUAACUGAAACAGGUGGCAAACAAGCAGAUGGGGAUUUAGUGGGUUUAGGUCUGCAGACUGAAAUAACUGGUAUUGUCUGAUCCAGUAAGUCUGUGGUUAGCAGGAGGCAUUUCAGUUCAUGACUGAAAUUUUUUAGCCAAGUUGCACAGAGUUCUGUCUGCUUUUGUCAUGCUUAGCUCCAGCACUGGUUGGUCCCACUUCAUUUAUUCACAUUUCAGCCAUUUGUGUGAGCUAGAGUUGUCCAUUUUAGUCCACAGGCAACAGGUGGCUAGAAGGAAAGAUUUUUACAAGCACGAAAAAGCCAUAGACUUUGUCACCUUCCCCCCCCAAAAUCAAGCCGCGGUUCCUGUACCCCAUCUCUCCUGCUCAGCACCAGCCCAUGUUACGCCCACACGCCCAGAAAGUAGACAGAUAUUUUGGGAAAUGCUGCGACCCCUAAUCAGUCUGGUCCAUGUAACUCUGUAGGGAAAGGAGGGAAUCCCAAAGCGUAGCUUCUGGGCAGAGAAACAUGGAUUUGUGUGUCAGGAGGUUUCUGCCUUUUAUUCUGGAUCUGUAAAUGCCCUGUGAAAAUGUCCAGUGGCAAUAUAGACCCUACAGUAGUAGAUUUAGACUUGUAGAUGUUAGACUUGUUUUUCCAUCUACUUUUCACAGGUCCUUUAGAAUUAGGUUAGAAUUAGGCUCACUGGCAGUCAUCGUGGGUCACUGCUCAUGAGUCCUGUAAAGGCAGAGAAAGGAGAGAGGCUCCUGCCUGCAGCAGGCGGUUCCGAAGGCAUUUCAACCAAUUGCUAUCUGGAAGAGAGGGAGGAAAAGAAAUCUCCUUUGGAGAAAGACAGACAUUGGAGGUAAAGGAAGAUUACACGGAGACCUGAAACAGGUAGGAAACUUCCACUUUGUUCUCCCUCUCCUUCUCGCAGGGGUUUACUUAUGUCAUUCUCGCUUUUGUGAGUUCAUGCCAAGAUCAUAAAAAACCAGGUGGUAGCACAUUCGUGGAGCUCUCUAGAGAUGGAGCAGUCAGUGUAACAGAGGGAAUAAAUCCUGAGGGACAGAGAUAAAAGGCGAUUUUCUUGAGAGGAAUCUUCAAGCACGAGGUGCCCCUAUCUGUCACACUCGCAGGGUUCUUGGAAAGUCAUCACAGAGCUGUGCACAGUCCUGGCGUAUUCCUGCAUGUGCAAUACAGUGCAAAUGCUGCACUCAGAAUGCUUCUUUGUCCUAUAAUACAUUUAAACAAUCAACUGUGUUAUACUGGCAGCCAAGUUAAUAUUUAGCAGUUGGAAAGGGCAUCUCCUGAACUUGGUACGAGCCUGCUGGGUUCUCAUUUGAGAUCCUUCCGAUUGUCUGAAGUGAACAAGCUUCAUUUCUGUGUUAGAAACAUAAAUGGGACCAUGUGACAAAAGGUAUUCAGCAUGACUCUUGAGUCUAAAACUCAGUACACCUCUUAGAAAACUGUGAAGUGGUAAAACAGAGUAUUACAUGUUCAUUGCACAGACCUUCUCAGGAGCAGGAACUGAGGAAGCCAGCUAAUUAAAAUUAGGUAUACAGAAAUGAGUAAUGAGUACUCUAUUAACCCCCCUGUGUUCAUAUUUUAUUUAGAUUGCGGUCUUCUGUAGCCAUACAUAUUUGAUACACAAUUUAAAUGCAAGUGCCCUUUCUUUCCCUGUUCCCCAAAAUACCCGUAGCUAUUCCUACAGCAUAGCAAGCAAGCAAAGCCCACUUUCUGCAAGGGCCGCUAGGAAAAUCUAUCAUGUAGUAUCUGUUUAUUGACUUGGGAAAUAUUAGUCAUCUUCCUCCUCAUACGUAUUUGAAGAAUAUACAAUUUGGUAUAGCAGUUAAGUAAAUUCAUGCAUUUUUAUACAUCAAGACCAAAUCCUGAUGAUACCAAGUUUUAUGGAAAGACAAAAAUCUUGCUGAGUUCCAGUGGCCUCUAAUCUCUAAUCCUUAUUUUCUGUGUUAAAAGAUUUUAAAAGCCUCCCUUGUAACCGAUAGACUACACUUAGAAUAUCCUACAGUUUCAUAUUGGAGUAGCAUAAUUGUGAAAACCUGGCAGCUUGUUCUGUUUGUAAGAAGCGAGAGAUCUAAAUGAGCCUUCCUAGCCUUGUCCCAGUGCAUCUAACAGAAUUUUCACCCUUAUUUUCUGUUUUCAACCUAACCCUUAUAAAAACAAAAUAGUGCAGCAGACUGAAUGACAGCUGCUGGUGUUCCCAUAGUGUUUCCUGGUGGGGGGAGGAGGAGGAAACUUUUUUCUUACAAGUCAAUUCAGCAUGAGCUGCUUCUAAGCAGUGUAGUCAGAGACAGUUUUGUCUGGAGCAAGGAUUUACUUGUUGUUGCCCGGUGGAGGUACGCUGUAGAUGUAACCUUUGGGACCAGUCCUGAUCUUUUCUAUAUAGGUUACCAGCAGAAUAGGGGUCACUUUAGCAGAAGUACUCGUUGCAAAAUGACAGGGCUUCAGUGAAGAUUUUUUACUGGGAUAUGUUGCUCUGCAGAGGUUUAUUUCCUUGUGUGAGUACAUCAUCUUUCAGUGGGGACCUCCAGGAAAUCUUCCUUACCUGAAGUUACAGAAAGGAGUGCAUUCGCAGGGGUGGAAGGAGGAAUGAGGCCAACAUUUUAUAAGCUUUCAUGAAUUCAGCUAUUCUAAAAGACUCCCCAGGACAGAUGACGAUGGGUUGUUUGCAUUGCUGAAAGUGUAACUAGCUCUAAGGCUUCGUGUGCUGGACUUCGGUGUACCUGGAGCAGAACUGGCAUUAUCCCCCUCAUCACCCCUGUAGCCCUUUCUUAUGUCUUCAGCACUUACGCUGCUCUUCCAUGCCGAACGUUGCAGCUGCAUCCUUGACACCUUUAAUCCAUACUGACUAACCGCAUUGACAAAAUUCACUCCUGUAUUGAUUUAAUCUCCUUCACCUCCUUCCCCUCUGCGCCAAUCCUGUUGAAAUUAAAAUGUACUAGCAUCACUUGCUACCAGACUUGUUACUACUUCAGACAGCAAUGCUGCAGCUGCAUCUGGAUCAGCAGGAUCCUAUCCAGCUCCCUGGAUGCAUUCUGCCAGCAGGGAGGAAUGCUGCAUGAGAGCAAGUCUCUGCUGUUGCGAUUCUGCCCCCAUCUCCCCUCCUUUGGCCUUUAUGGAUUACUGGUGAAACUCACUUGUACAGUUUGGAUGUUUGAUAGAUAAAGCACGUACGGAAAAAAAAGGAAAAACUAUAAAUACAAAAAUCUCAACACUGUGCAUUCAGUGUCUUUUCUUUCUAGCUUAAAAGAAGGAAGGUAAAUAAUGUCAAGUCAAUGAAUAUCAGAUAUAUUUUUUGACUGUACAUUACAGUGAAGUGUAAUCUUUUUUUUACAACUGCGAGUCCAUCUUAUUUAUUCUUGUAAAUGUUCCCAGACAAUGUUUGUAAUAUGGGCUGUGUUGCAAAUCCAUAAAAUAAAUCUGUGAUCUGAGAUUAAUGUUUUACUAAGA
Molecule: messenger RNA, 12245 nt
Organism: Anas platyrhynchos (mallard)
Lineage: Eukaryota; Metazoa; Chordata; Aves; Anseriformes; Anatidae
Gene: PTPRT
Product: protein tyrosine phosphatase receptor type T
Biological process (GO): protein dephosphorylation
Cellular component (GO): membrane
Molecular function (GO): protein tyrosine phosphatase activity; protein binding
Source: RefSeq, a predicted model, not a curated record